AGAAACUCCUCUCUCCUUUUUUUUUUUUUGGUAAAUUUUUAAAGGCGGGUGCGGAUCUAAUUAACAGAACUAUCCAAAAUCGGAUUUUCCUUCAUUUUCUCAGGAAAGUCGAAUUGUCUCGGGUAUGAUUUGAUUAGGGUCGGGAUGUGGAUUUGUCGAUUUUUCCUAUUAGGUUUUAUCUAUUUGCUUUGGCUGUGAUCUCUAUCUGUGGGGAUCUGAGCCUCGGGAGACUCACUAGUUCAAAAUGCUGGAUUGGUGCUUCGGCGCUUGCCGAGUUCUUCAGUUCAGAUCCCGUUAGGCAAGAUCGCGGUCCUUGCGAGCCAGAUCACAACUCGCCAAGUCAAAUUGCUGGUGGUUGUGAUCCUUAUUCUGGUGGUCUCGGAAGUAUAGGUUCUUCCCCACCGUGCUUCAAUAAAUAAUUCCCAAAAAAAUAAAUAAAAAAAUCCAUCACCUGUUGCACCAAAGGGAUGUUGCCACCUAGAGUUUCUUUUGGAUUUUCCUUUUUUGGAAGUGGGGAUUCAAACAAGGCCUAUGACUCAGUUGGUGGUGGUAAAAGUGAGCUUGUGCCAUCUCUAAAACUACGAACUGACAAAGACGUAUAUAGGCCUGGUGAAUCAAUUGUUGUUACCAUCGAGAUUCAUAACCCUAGUGGGGUCAUAGAUGAAUUAUCCAAAAAGGAGAAUGCAGGUGAUUUUCUUUGUCCACUUUUGGUGGAAAUGCUUAGUUUUGAAAUUAAAGGGAUUGAGAAAUUGGAUAGUCAAUGGUAUGCCACCCAGAAGCCGCUACCUGGAUCAAAGCAGAGGAGAGGAGAGCACAUUUUUCUGGAUUGUGCGACACCAUCAAUAGUUUCAAAUCAGAUUGUUUCCGCUGGAGCUGUUAAAACAUAUGUGGCUCGAACUGAGCUGCCCAGCAUUGUACCACCUUCUUACAGGGGUGCUACCAUUCGUUAUUUUUACUACGUCCGAUGUACAUUAUCUGGAAGAUGGCUGGUUCUGGAAAAUGGUCAUUCCCCAAGAGAGUCAAGAAAAGAUCUUAUUGAACUGGAAGCUCGCAUUCCAUUGCAAAUAUGGGUUACUCAGAAAACCAGUGGCUUGCUAAUUGAAGAAGGUCAUAAUGAUGGAAUUGUUCCUAAUGCAGCUAUCCAAAUGGAUGUAUAUUGGAAAGAGAUGGAUGGAGACUCUGAUUGGGUUAGAGCAAAUGAAACAUAUGAUGGAGUUGAGGAAGGCUAUGAAAGCUCAAGGGAUGAGGUCUCAUCUAUUUCUUCCUACAAUCCCAUGAAGGAAAAUAUACACAAAAGCUUCGGAAGUUCUUUGUCCUUGCAAUCUUUCUCUGCGAGAUCUUCAACUCCCUAUCUCGAAGGUGAACGCACAAGUAUAUCUUCAUAUGUCACACUUCCUCGGUUGUCUGUGGCUGAAGUCAUAAAUGAUUCUAGCUUAGAUGCUUUGUCAUCCCAGAAGUCUUCAGCCAAUCUCUCUCCAAGUGAGCAGAGAAAGGAUACAAAACCCAUUUCUGCAGAUGAUGAGGCAGGAGUCUCUACCAUACCAGCAACUGAUGAUCCAGCAGCAUCAGAAGGCUUUAUUCGAGGAAGGUCCUACAAUAUCAGGCUGGAUGACCAAGUUUUGCUUAGAUUCUCCCCAAAGAACUCUGACUCAACCUAUUAUUUCAGUGAUAUGAUAGGUGGCACUCUUACUUUCUUUCAUGAAGAAGGAGCUAGGAGAUGCCUUGAGGUUUCCAUAACAUUGGAGAGUUCGGAGACUGUUAAUCGCCGUUUUGCUCAUCCUUCUCGGAGAAAUUCACUCACAAUUACAAAGCAUGACAACUAUUGUAUGUGGAGGUGUUGUUGGGGGUUUGUGGAGGUGGGGUUUGAGAAAAGAUUGGCACGCUGGACAAGGCACUAUUUAUGCAAUGAGGGCAAAGUUAACACUCCAUAGAUGAAGGGAAUGCCAAGGAAAAUUCAAGAUCACAAAAUAGAGAGGAGGCUAACAACUGGUCUUUGGACUUGUAAACUUCAUAAAAUUGAAAAUUAUUGGAUGUGAUGAAUAAAAAUUUCACCUUUUGUGUACAAGCUGUCCAGAUUUCAUGAAAACAAAAUUCUAUUUAAAAGGGGCAUCCCGUUUCCUUUAUCCCAAUCCAUCUGACUGCUGAAUCAUAUACUUGGAUUUUAGAAUCUGAUUGUGAAAUAAUAAAUUAGAUUAAGACACUAUCCCAAUACCCUCAUGUUAUAGAAUAAUUAGAAAAUAACGCUGGAAAAAUAAAAUUGGAAUAAAACCGGUUUAUGCUAUUGGAUCUCUAAACUCGUGGAUGUGAAUUUGAUGUUGAUGACGCUUUCUGAACAACACCAACUUGAACAGAAACUGCUGGACCUGGUGCAGCUGCAGAGAUCUUAGCAACCAACUGGUCUUCUUCAGUGUUCUUGGUUUGUUGCACAAGAUGGUGUAGCUCCCUCUCUAACCACUCAAAAGAUUGUGCCUUUUCAACCACAAAAAUUCUGAGUGUGAUAUAGAGCAGCCCUAAAAUACAAUAAAAUAAAAUGAAUGCACAAAGGGUGUGAUCUCUGUUGAAAAUAGGGAGCUAAAAUAUGCUUUAUAUUGGAAAUCCUGUUGCACCACUACCUCUUUGAAAAGCUUCCUUCUUAAUUAAAUUUCCCAAAUAUCUUUCCAAUUGAGUUGUGAUUCAUAGUAUGUCCUUAAUUAGGAUGCUGAAAUUUAUUUUCAAUGGUCUGAAAACCCUAAGAUAAACUCAGUUUCCCCAUGGAAAACAAACCUUAUUUCAUCCUCCUUUUCAAGUCAGUCUACCGAUUUGUUAUCUAAUUCCUUUUGCUCACUUAUGCAAUAAAUAAACUAUGAUUUAAAGUGUGUUUGAGGAAACUUAAUACUUAUAUUUAAUGACUUAAAGUGAUCGACUUAAAUUGACUUUAAGUUAAAGUACAAUUUUGUUGUACACAUCUUUAUCAACACACUAGUUGUAAGCUCGAUAACUUUUCCUAUGACUGAGUCAAAUCAUACUACCAACUAGAAGGUAGCUAUUGUGUGCUGCAACUGAUCAAAUAGGUUGCCCAAUUCUAUUUAUGAUUGGGAACAGUGAUUUAGCUGGAGGCUAUGUUUGGUUUUCGGAAAGGCUACUUUUGUUCUCUAUUUUAUUUUCCUCACAUUU
Molecule: messenger RNA, 3153 nt
Organism: Vitis riparia (riverbank grape)
Lineage: Eukaryota; Viridiplantae; Streptophyta; Magnoliopsida; Vitales; Vitaceae
Exons: 12
Coding region: 468-1931 (487 amino acids)
Biological process (GO): retrograde transport, endosome to Golgi
Cellular component (GO): Ric1-Rgp1 guanyl-nucleotide exchange factor complex; Golgi membrane
Source: RefSeq, a predicted model, not a curated record